CUGCGGGGAGCGUCAGCAGCCUGCGACUGGGCUGGGAGGAGGCGCUGGGCGGGCACCGCGUGUGAGGAGAGCCGGGCCGGGCCGGGCCGGGCGUGCUGGCGGGGCUCAGCCCCGGGAGGUAACGGUGACAGCCGCCAGCCCACUACAAGACUGUCACAAUGAGUUUUAUUGAAUAUGGAGAUACGAUAAAGGAUGGUGACACAGCUAUUGUGUUCUUGGGCCACGAAUCCAUGUUCCCUGUGAAAGUCCAACAUGGGACCGUAACUCAGACUAAGUAUGGGGUCAUCCGGCAUUCCAUGGAUCUCAUAGGCAAGAAGUAUGGCUCCAAAGUGACCUGCAGUAAAGGAGGAUGGGUUUUUAUUCUUCAUCCAACUCCAGAACUGUGGACCAUGAAUCUUCCGCACAGGACACAGAUUCUGUAUUCCACUGACAUUUCUAUAAUCACCAUGAUGUUAGAACUGAAGCCGGGCUCCGUAGUCUGUGAAUCAGGUACAGGCAGCGGAUCCCUCUCCCACGCUCUCAUCAGGACAGUGGCUCCCACAGGGCACCUGUACACGGUGGAGUUCCACCAACAGAGGGCUGAGAAGGCCAGGGAGGAGUUUCGGGAGCACGGGGUGGAGCAUCUGGUGACUGUGACCAACCAGGAUGUCUGCAAGAAUGGGUUUGGUGUCUCAAACAUUGCAGAUGCUGUGUUCCUAGAUAUUCCAUCUCCAUGGGAAGCCAUAGGACAUGCAAAGGCAGCGUUAAAAGCUGAAGGUGGCCGCAUCUGCUCAUUCUCCCCCUGCAUUGAACAAGUCCAAAGAACCUGCCUAGCAAUGGAGGAAUAUGGUUUUACAGAGAUUAACACCUUGGAAAUUCUGCUCCGAGUGUACAAUGUAAGGACAAUUAGCUUGCAAAUCCCUGACCUUGGAAAAGCAGCUGAGGAUAAUUCUAGCGCUGGCUUUGACAGCAGCAACCCAUCAAACCAAGGUAGCCCGUGCACUAAUCUGCAGCAAGGAACUGCGCAGUUCAAAAGCGGUGUGCCACAGAGGGAAAUGGUCGGUCACACUGGGUACCUGACCUUUGCCACCAAGAGCUUCUUUUAGUCCAUGUUGAGUUUGUGCAGUUUGGAGUGCUUUGUGUGUUUGUGUGUGUUUGCUGUUUUCAUGGUUCCUUUUUGUAGGGCAUCCAAAUUUUAACUUGUCAGGGAAUUCCAUAUAUAGUCAGAUUUGGUUGGAAUAUGCUUUGUUUAAAUAGCACACAAGCAUUAAGCAGAGCAGCAUUAAGGGAAUGUUGGAACUCUGGAACAGUGCUCCACUUGCCAUCAGAAAGAACAUAAAUUAAUAGGGAAGGGCCAUUCACUGGAAUCUGCAGAAUAAAGAUCCCUCCUGAUAAGAAAGUAAAACAAAAGCAUGCUAAUAACAAAUAAGUUGGCAUUUUUUUUCCUCCUCUUUAUUGAGUUACUUUCCUGGUUUUAUAUUUUAUUUAUUCUGAGCACCACUAGAUACCUUGUUUUUUUAAAAAAACCCUUCUCUUUAACACACUUUCACUAUCUAGUGUGUGCGUUUUUCUUAGGAAUGUGAAAGUGCCUACUUGCUUCGUUUUAGAUAUGAAAGUUGCAAGGUCACGCGUGUGCCAACAUGGUUGAUCACAGAAUCAGUGUUUCCUUGGAACAGAGUUCAGCUGCACAGAGGGUUAUUGGCAGCAGUCGGGAGCACUGCAGCUUACUCCAUUCUGGCAUCUGCAGAUCAUUUCGGUUACACAGAGGUCAAAUAAGCGUGCUAAUUGUUGGAUUUGGAUUAAAAUAGUAGAUUGUGAUCAAUUUGUAGUAGAAAUUUGGACCUGGAUUUGUACUGUAAUCUUCUAAUAGAUCAUCAGCUGCCAUUGUUGAUGAGUCCACUGUGACAAUUCACUGAAUGGCUGGUUAGUAUUACCUGAACACCUCUUUGUAAGCAGUGUGGCUGAGGUUCAGUUUGCUUGGUGUUUUAUGUGCAUUAUGGUGUGUUAUAUUCCUGCAGCUGAAUGACAAAAGUGUUGCUUUCGAUGGGAUUUCUGUCUCCAAACUGCAACAAUAAUGCAAACUUAGUAAAAUCAUCAACCAGCUUUAUUAAGUAAGGUUUUAGACUUUUACUCUUCCAUUUACUCUUCAGUCUUCCGUAUAAAGCUGGUGGGUGUGAUGAACUUUUUGAAUGCUGGAUUACAUUUUAUAUUCACAGAGUAAAAUAAUUAUGCAAAUAUA
Oxyura jamaicensis (ruddy duck) is the source of this 2218-nucleotide messenger RNA. RefSeq names its product tRNA methyltransferase 61A (gene TRMT61A). NCBI's taxonomy places the organism in Eukaryota, Metazoa, Chordata, Aves, Anseriformes, Anatidae. Gene Ontology annotation, cellular component: nucleus; tRNA (m1A) methyltransferase complex. Bases 159 to 1085 code for a protein of 308 amino acids. Gene Ontology annotation, biological process: tRNA methylation. The transcript is spliced from 4 exons. The record is from RefSeq and is a predicted model, not a curated record.